AUAUAUAUAUAACGUUUACUUAACGAACGUUGUACGUUGUACGUUGAAUGACAUAUAUAUUGUGAAGUGUGUAAAAGCUUUGUUAAUAACACACACAAAAGCAGAUAAUAAUAUAAAUUAUUAAAUAUUUUAAAUAAAAAGUUAACUAAGGAACGUAAAGGAAAAAACGGAUUACGUAUUUCAAGGAUAUUACAACUUAAGUCACUCAAGUAGGUUAAUAGUAAGAGGCAAACCAUAAUUAUGGCUGUCUUUGGUAUGGUAUCAGCCGUAUCAGGCUUUAUAAAAAUCCGUUAUUUAUUGGAUAAAGCUGUCAUCGAUAAUAUGGUGUUUCGCUGUCACUAUAGAAUUACGACUGCCAUCUUAUUUGUCUGCUGUAUCAUAGUAACUGCCAACAAUUUAAUUGGUGAUCCGAUAUCAUGCAUAAAUGAUGGCUCCAUACCUAUGCAUGUAAUUAAUACCUUUUGCUGGAUUACUUAUACGUUCUCGAUACCGGGGCAACAGCAUAGGCAAAUUGGUACUGAGGUAGCUGCUCAUGGUUUGGGUAAUGAAUUCGGUCAAGAGAAACGAUAUCAUAGCUAUUAUCAAUGGGUACCUUUCGUAUUGUUUUUCCAGGGUCUUUUAUUCUAUUUGCCGCAUUGGAUUUGGAAAAGUUUAGAAGAUGGGAAAAUGCGUUCGAUUACUGACGGUUUACGUGGCUUAAUUACUAUGCCCGAAGAUUAUGGGAAAGAGCGAACAAAUCGUAUCAUUAAAUAUUUAAUCGAUAGUUUAAAUUCUCAUGCCAGCUAUUCAUUUGCUUACUAUUUUUGUGAAGCUUUGAAUUUUGCCAACGUUAUACUUAAUAUAUUUUUGGUGGAUAAAUUUUUGGGUGGUGCUUUCAUGACCUAUGGUACCGAUGUUAUAAAAUUCUCUAAUAUGGAUCAAGAUAAACGUUACGAUCCGAUGAUUGAAAUAUUUCCACGUUUAACGAAAUGUACCUUUCAUAAAUUUGGCCCUGGCGGCUCGCCGCAACGUCACGAUACAUUAUGCGUAUUGGCUUUAAAUAUUUUAAAUGAGAAGAUUUAUAUAUUUUUAUGGUUCUGGUUUAUUAUUUUAUCAGUUAUUACCGGUGUGGCAUUAAUAUAUUCAUUUAUGGUGAUUACGAUGCCAACAACGCGAGAAACUAUUAUUAAACGUUCCUAUCGCUCGGGUCAAAGUAAAGAGAUCUCGGGCUUAAUCAGACGUUUAGAUAUUGGUGACUUUUUGAUAUUACAUUUCUUGGGUCAAAAUGUCACCAGAAAAGUCUAUUGUGAAAUGAUACAAGAACUAUGCAAUUUAUUGGGCAAUUCUAGAACGCCUUCAGCCCCGUCUACACUAGAGAUGCAUCCAAUUUAUCCGCAAGUUGAUAAUUUCGGCAAAGAAACUGAAACAUAAAUUCAUGUAAACUUUACGAUAAGGCAUCGCGUAUCAAGCAUUGCAAUUGGCAUUCCAUAGCUGCUGUCAAACGCAUACAUAUUAAAAAAAAUAUUAAAAAGAAUAAAAAAAAAAAAAAAAAAUCGGAGAGAAAAAUUAGGUUACGAUCGAAUAUCCUAGUAGCUACCGUAAAUUGUUAUU
Molecule: messenger RNA, 1590 nt
Organism: Glossina fuscipes
Lineage: Eukaryota; Metazoa; Arthropoda; Insecta; Diptera; Glossinidae
Product: innexin inx3
Exons: 6
Coding region: 241-1410 (389 amino acids)
Biological process (GO): phototransduction
Cellular component (GO): gap junction; plasma membrane
Molecular function (GO): gap junction channel activity
Source: RefSeq, a predicted model, not a curated record